Messenger RNA from Anopheles moucheti, 1723 nucleotides. It is a transcript of the gene Kr-h2, whose product is annotated as Krueppel homolog 2. NCBI's taxonomy places the organism in Eukaryota, Metazoa, Arthropoda, Insecta, Diptera, Culicidae. The record is from RefSeq and is a predicted model, not a curated record. The transcript has 5 exons. Gene Ontology annotation, cellular component: endoplasmic reticulum; membrane. Gene Ontology annotation, biological process: endoplasmic reticulum tubular network organization; membrane organization. Bases 143 to 931 code for a protein of 262 amino acids.
GCUAAAGCGAAACGAAAGUGCGUGGAAUUUGAUUGGAUCUCAUUUUGAUAAUUCAGUCGAAUUUUUAUUUAGCUAGGAACCUGACUCGAAGCAAGCGUGAUACAUUUGUUGCAUUUCUUUCGGCACAAUUCUACAGUGAAGGAUGAGCGAUCAACAGCGAGAUCAACAGUCGCAGCAGCAACAGAGGCAAACUGGUUUUGCCGCACUGAAGGAGCAUGUUUUGGCAAACAAACUGGAAACGACGCAAUGGGUGUCCCGCGUGCUAACUAUCUACUUUGCGCUAGGAUACGUUUUACCGUUCCUAUACGGUAAUUCCGUAAAUGCAUACUACAAAGUGCUGAUGGCAAAUGCGGCCACCAGCGCCAUACGGUUACACCAACGUCUACCUCCAUUUCAACUGUCUCGUGCCUAUCUACAGCAAACAAUGCUAGAGGACUCGUUCCACUAUCUAUUGUUUUCCUUAAUAUUCCUGUACGUGUACCCGAUGCUGGUGAUUAUCUUGCCGGUGGUACUUUUCUCCGUUCUGCAUUCCACGAGCUAUUCUUUGACCCUACUUGAUACACUCGGACAAAACUCUUGGUGGGGUGCCCGUUUGCUGAUUUCGGUGGUUGAAUUCCAAACGCGCAACAUUCUUAGAUUUGCGGCAUUUUGCGAAAUUAUCAUUAUGCCACUGACGGUGAUGCUUGUGUUUUUGGGCAAAGCCGGUAUCAUGACGCCUUUGGUGUACUUCCAAUUCUUGGUAAUGCGCUACUCAUCCCGCCGCAAUCCGUACACCCGCAAUGUGUUCUACGAGUUGCGAUUAGUGGCCGAUAACUUUGCCAAUGGAACCGGCACUCCGCCGUUUGUGCGUAAAGCGCUACAUGCUGCGAUCGGUUUCAUCAGCCGAUUAGCGCCUCCUACACCGGUGCCGCCGCAGCAGCAGCAGCAAUAGUAGGAACAAAGUAUGCUUAAUCAUUUUAUGUUGUUUUUGCACAUACCACCACCCGCGCAUAUACAUGAGCACGCACGCAUAUUGAACAUCAAUACCCCGGAGGGUAGUAAGCCUGUUUUGAAUGGAUUGGCCGUUCUAUUUUUACAAUGGAUGCAGUACUACAACCCAUUGGCAUGUGCAACAAUCGGUAGUGUGCACUAAAGAGGUUUGUUUUGCUGCAUCGAAAAAUGGUUCUAACAGAGGGGUUUUCAUUUUUAAGCGUGGCCACGUUCUGCCACAUUAAGAGUUUCCAUACAUGAAAAGAGAAUGGUACAAUCAGUUAGGGAAUCGUGCAACCGAUUAAGGGAAUUUUGUAAGUAGGGUUUACAGAAUAGAAGUUUGCAAUCGGUUUGGGGAAUCGUGCAAAUCGCUAAUGGAAUAACUAAACAAUAACCUCAGCGGACAAAGUUUAUGAAACCAUUCCAGACUGGUUGCAAAAAUUCUUCUAUACUGUUAAAUUUCCCCUAAAUCGGUAACACAAUUCCCUAGCUGAUUUCACUAAUCUCUUUAUAUGCAUGAAAACCCUACAUGAUCAAAUAUCGACGGUAUCAAUUGUGGGCUCUAGAAGCAAUCAUCUACAUCAGUAACAUGUAGCUCUAACUAAUUUGUGUUUUUCUAUUUUCAUUUUAUGUUCCCCAUACGUUACAAUAUUUUUGUAUACAAUCAGAAAGGUCGUUUGUUGAUUACUAUAUUUUUAGGGUGAAUGAAUGCGUAAAUAAUACGGAAAUGGAAAUAAACAAUGUCACAAAAUGA